UGUGUGUGUGUGUGUGUGUGUUCUUUACAGUACUAUCUUAUUAUGGGUGUCUUGUAGCAAUUGACAUAAUUCUUAUACCAUGAAACAACUUAUUUCUACGGGAACAAUAUUGUCUGAUUUUGGAAAAUUUGCACAAUUAUUUGUAAGUUCACAGCAAGUCUACACAUACCAAUACUUUAAGAAACUAAUUGACCUGCAGAGUUGAUUGUGAUGCAAUGUGGCUACACGAAAUUAUGUGAUUUCUUUUCUUGCUCAAAUCAGUUGUAUCAGGAACCUUGGUAAUACUUAGUUCUCACAUGUGUCAGAUAGUGGUCUGGGCCGAUCCAGCAGAUUCGUGUAAUUAAAAGCACCACUUGAAUCUGAACAACAACCAGAUUCAUCUGAAGUGUACCUGGACGGAUAGAAUUGGUUCUAUUUUGUCUGGAAGCAUUUGGACCGCUACAGAGUGAAUCUGUGAUGCUACCCAAUUAACGUAGCGAUGAAUUACUGUGACACAGAGUGGCGUAGCACUUCUUCUCUUGGUAUAACGAUAGCUGUAAGCCAUGGCAAAAGAGAACUAAGAGUUUUGCAAACAAAUUUCUUCAAAAAGGACCUGGAAAUCACUUUGUUCUCAUUUUUUGAAGAUUUGCUUCACCUGCUCAUAUCAUCUUUCUUCUUCAGGACUAUUUCUUCUUUGUUUUGGUUGUCUGCUUGAUGUGUUUCAUAUUUACCACAUCAGUGAAGUUACAUGUGUGUACAGUGUGUACAUGUACACACACACACACACACACACACACACACACACACACACACACACACACACACACACACACACACACACACACACACACAGUACUUUCUAAUAGUAUUGUGGAUUAUAUUUUUGAAGUAUGCCUGCCUUACCUGCAGUGCUAAUGCAAAUGUGGCUGAUAGAUCUUGUGGUCAGAUCACUGUAGUACUGUGAGAUAUGAAUCCGUAGGUACAAAUGCAGACAGUGUAGGCAUAUAAUGAAACAAUAAGUGACAUGUCAACUGCUUUGUGGUAGUUGUGUCGUCUUUGCUCAUCAUUUAGUGGAUUCCCUUCUGGUGCAUUCUUAUGACAUUUUGUCACUUUUUCUGUUAUCUAAACUUUGUUUGUGUAUCCUUCAGUACUUCAUGGUUUUGGCUCAUCAUAUUCAUUUUAGAGCCAUCGUCAACUUUUCUUAGGCUGAAUGAAGUUGAGGCGAUUGGAGGGUUUAAUUAACUGUUUGCAUGCACACAAAAUUCAAGGCAGUGGAGUUUCAGUUACAGUAUGCUUGGUCAGCUACUCAAUGCUAUAGAGCAUCAUGAAAGGAUCAAUCUCGCUAAGGAAUUAGAACCAAUAAUUGAUGACUUACGUUCAUCUCAUUUGCAAGCCUUUUAACGCUCUUUGUCAGCACGCACCUUCACCUUUGCUUUGUCAUUUCAAGGCUUUAACAACCUUGCACUUUCUAUCUUUUUAAGUCAUUGUUGCCCUUCUCAAAGUCUAAUUGUUCUUGUAGAUCAAGGUGGCCCAAGUAAGAAAUGUUACCUUCACAUUAGAUUACCAUUCCUCCUGCUUUAUGAGCUUUGCAUGUAAGGUUCUGCGGAUUGAUUGUAUGUGAUAAUAAAGUGUUGACAGAACAGAGUCACUUUGUACACUGAAACAAAGUCGGUGCUGGUGUUCUAUUAGGAAUUAGGAAUCAUAGAGUCGUUGGGUCAAUUCUCUGAUGAUAACGAUGAUAACAUUAUCUGAGAUCUUUCGUGCAUUAUUGAUGAAAUAGCAUGCUGUGUGGUUCCUUGUUGCUAUUGCUUGUGAUAUGAGAUGCUUUUUGUGUUGUGUUUUAGGCUACAUGGAAGGAGCUCUUGAGAAAGCUGAUGUCCCUCAGGCUGUUCUGUCAAUACAACUACAACAUAAACAUUUGCUCAAAAUGGUCAAGCAAUUAGAAGGAAGACAGAAACAGCUAGAGAGAGAGCGAGCCUUUCAACAGUUGCAGAGAAAUCAUUCUCGAGAGAGAGAGAAAGAAGAGACGCCGACAAGUGAGACAUGGCUGAGUGGAUUGGGUUCAGAGACAAAGCUUUAUCUGGCCGCUCUGCCAUCGUGUCCACAAACACUGACAGAUGAAAAACAGAGCGACAAUCCUGGUGAAUCAGAAGAGCUGCUUGAAACACGGAGGUUGUUGUCUCUCGAGAGGCAAGCUAAUGUGGCCUUGCGUAAGGAGAAUGAACAACUCAGACAAGAACUGGAAGAGCUUCGUCACAAAUUGCAUUCAGAUUGCACAACAUCCUGUUCUACUUCAGUGCAGCACAGGGAGAGUUCCAAUCUAGAACCAGGAAGUAGCUUGGGUUCUAAUGUGCCAGACCACCACUCCCCUCCACAGCCACAUAAGAACCCACUAGUGAAGAACACGCUCCUGACGUGUCUCCCACCUUUGGGACUUCCCCCAGUAGUACACAUACAAUGACAGUAUGUACUGUACUACUGGUAUGUGUACAGGAAUAAUAGUAAGUACGGGUGAUAGUACAUCACUCUAGAAUGUUUAGUUAACUGUAUCCUUAGAACCUUGUAUUGGUUAUUGUACAGUCAGGUCUCUGUUGCUGUGUCAGUGGGUCUAAGUGCUGACAGCAGGUUUGCCACGCCUAGAUAUAACACUGUGGUGUGGACAACAUACCAAUUUAUCUAAUUAACAGCAGUCUUCUGUUGA
Corticium candelabrum is the source of this 2680-nucleotide messenger RNA. RefSeq lists its product as uncharacterized. The transcript is spliced from 2 exons. The record is from RefSeq and is a predicted model, not a curated record. The coding region runs from base 1796 to 2440 and encodes 214 amino acids. Lineage: Eukaryota; Metazoa; Porifera; Homoscleromorpha; Homosclerophorida; Plakinidae.